AAAAUGACUGAAGCUGUGGUUAGUGGAAAAGAUACCUGCUGCUUAUUCAUUAACAAUGGUAAUGAUUUGUUGACUUUAAAAAAAGUUGUAUCCGAAAAAACAGACAAAGACGGUGAGAUACAAAAGCUUAAUAAAUCUAUAGACACUAAUGGCAGUGAAUCAAAUACAGACCGUAAUAUUACUAUCGGUUCAAUUUGCACCCAAGAAGAUCGUGAGUCAGAAACUAUUUAUAUCACUAAUGAAAAUUCAAAUGAAGCAGAUGUAAAUAACAGUGAAAAAGAUAUUCAAAAAAAAAAAAUGACUGAAGCUGUUGUGAGUGGAAAAGAUACCUGCUGCUUAUUCAUUAACAAUGGUAAUGAUUUGUUGACUUUAAAAAAAGUUGUAUCCGAAAAAACAGACAAAGACGGUGAGAUACAAAAGCUUAAUAAAUCUAUAGACACUAAUGGCAGUGAAUCAAAUACAGUCUGUAAUAUUACUAUCGGUUCAAUUUGCACCCAAGAAGAUAGUGAGUCAGAAACUAUUAAUACCACUAAUGAAAAUUCAAAUGAAGCAGAUGUAAAUAACAGUGAAAAAGAUAUUCAAGUAACUUCGAUCAAAUGCCAAGAUGAUCCAUAUUCUCCGAGUGGUUCUCCAUAUGAUAGUGAUUCACAUAAUUUGCAAAACGAUUAUACAGAAUUAAAUAAUAUUGGGUCACCUGCUUCUAACUUUAAUAUAUCAAGAAGAGCACCGAUACAUUCUCAGAACGAUUUAGAUACUACAUUUGAGGAUAAUCAUUUUUUACCGAAAAAAGAAAUAUUAAAUAAUGAGCGAAAACGAAAAUUUGAAACUAUGGCAGCACAAGAUCAGAAGUCUACUAAGAUACUCAAACUUUGGAACUUGAUGAAGUAUCCUUUUCAAAAAAUAACAUCUGGUACUUCAAUAAGGGAAAACAAAUCAAAUAUUUCUAUACCGGAAAUCAUAACUGAGCCCGAGUUGGCUGUUUGUAAGAACACUGAAGAAACUGAAAAAAAAAACACUCAACACAAUUUUGAGGCCGAUGAUGGAAUUGAGGAUACUUCAAUAAAUGUGAACACACAACCAAUCUGUAACAUAAUGUAACAACUGCAAAAGGUAUAAUUUAGUUAUUUUAAUAUUCUCGUUUUAUAGAAAUGUAUGUUUAUAUUAAUCAAAUAAUACGUUGAAUAUUUUGGUCUUAUCACCUUAUUCCUCUUUUACACUAAAAAUGAUUUUUGUUUUUAUUACCUGAACCAUUAAAUUAAAAAUGACCAUUUACAAUAUUCCCAAAUAAUCAUUUGAUUCUAACAUAUUAUUAAGAAAACAUUUGUGUUUUAGAAAUACUAGAGAAGUACUUGUAAUUUUCAUAAUUUUUUGAGCAUAUAAAUAACCAUUGUCUAUGUUCUAAUAAAUAUUAAACUGUUUUUUCUUGUAUAUUAAAUGGCAGUGUUAUGUUC
This is a messenger RNA of Acyrthosiphon pisum (pea aphid), 1451 nucleotides long. RefSeq lists its product as uncharacterized. NCBI's taxonomy places the organism in Eukaryota, Metazoa, Arthropoda, Insecta, Hemiptera, Aphididae. The transcript has 3 exons. The coding region runs from base 4 to 1098 and encodes 364 amino acids. The record is from RefSeq and is a predicted model, not a curated record.